Molecule: messenger RNA, 2516 nt
Organism: Trifolium pratense (red clover)
Lineage: Eukaryota; Viridiplantae; Streptophyta; Magnoliopsida; Fabales; Fabaceae
Product: MORC family CW-type zinc finger protein 3-like
Exons: 16
Coding region: 189-2315 (708 amino acids)
Cellular component (GO): nucleus
Molecular function (GO): zinc ion binding; ATP hydrolysis activity
Source: RefSeq, a predicted model, not a curated record
GAGACACAAAUUUGAAGUCGCUCUAUUUCGUCUGACUCAUUGAGUCACGUAACAAACUCUUCGCUGCCUUCGUCUUCAAGGUUUCCCCCAAACGUCGUCGCUGUGUCUUCUUCUCUCUGACACACUCUUCACUCUACUCCAUUCUAGGAAAAGAAAGGGGUCUGGUAAUCCAGAGUUCGGUCUGCUAGAUGAGCAUGGCCAUUACCCUUAAAAAAGAUUGGAAACCUAUAUGUGACAUAAAGUGCAAUAACCCACCGACCGAAUUGUCACAAGAAUUGAACAUAGAUUCAAUUGUUUCGAAGAGAAAGCUAACCGAUCUUUCUGCAUUGCCCCAGUUUUCAGUAGUACCUGCUCCACACUCUUCACGUGACAGGAAUGAGUGGGGAAAGUUUUUGAUUUUCUUGCGCAAAAAUGACAUGGUUGCUAUUACAAGCUUUGAGCAGUACAAGUUUUACAUUUUGCCUCCUAAAGCAUCUAUAUCAAGCGACUCAGUUAAUGUUGCAUAUCAGAUAGGCAGCACAUGUACUGUAGAUGCCCGUCCAAGAGACUGUGAAUCAGGUUCGCACAUAGUUGAGGAACAUGGUGGACACAAUACUGCCACAGCAAGAGGUCCAUCAAAUUGUGGAGAUGUCUCCUCACAUCCUAAGUUUCCUCCCAGGGAGGAUCGUGCAUAUCGUUUUACAUCCGAAACUUGUGGUGGAAUUCAGUCACAUGUGACACGGGAGAGACUGCCCGAGAAAAAUUUCAUACGAGCAGACCCAAGUUACCUGAAAACUCUUGGCCAGGCUCACUCUGGAUGGCUUUUUGGUGGAAUAGCUGAGCUUGUUGAUAAUUCAAGGGAUGCCAAAGCAACAAAGAUCAAUAUUUGUGUUGAGGUGAUAAAGAUGAAGAAAUCUGGGAAGGAUGUACCCAUGCUGUCAGUAAUUGAUGAUGGUCACGGGAUGAACCAUGACGAGGUUGUGAAGAUGGUAUCUUUUGGGCACAAACAAUCUGAUUAUGACGACAAGGAUCAAAUUGGUAGAUUUGGUGUUGGAUUCAAGACAGGAGCAAUGAGGCUUGGCAGAGAUGUUCUUGUUCUAACCCAGACUGCUAAUUCUAGAUCCAUAGCUUUUCUAUCACAAUCACUGAAUGAAGGCAAGGAUAAUAUAGAGAUACCCAUAGUUAGUUACUGCCGACAAGGACAACAAAUGGAAGUUGACACAAAAGCUCAGUCUGAAACAUUGGCAAAGUACAAUUUGAAAGCUAUUAAGGAGUUCUCACCAUUUAAUAAAUAUCUUAUUGGUGAAAAGGCAGCCUUGUUUUGUGGUGGUACGGGAACCCAAAUAUAUAUAUGGAACUUGGAUGAAUGGGGUUCAGAGUGUUGCCUAGAGUGGCAUGACGGACUGGAAGGCGGGAGUUCUUUUCACCAAGGUGACAUUUUCAUCCGCAGCAAAAGGAGUCGUUCUCGUCUAGGCCAACUUAAUCAAAAGGUUCCUUUGGAUUACUCAUUACGAGCUUAUUUGGAAGUCAUCUUCUUAGUUCCACGAAUGAAGAUAUGUGUUCAAGGGAAACUGGUUAAAAGUCGACCCCUAGCAAAUUUCCUCACUAAUACUGUUAUCGUAACUGGUGACAUCUUGGGAAGGGCAGUUGAACUGACUCUAGGAUUCAGUCAAAUAGAAUGGGAACAAGCAAGCUGUGGAGUAUUUUUGUAUUGGCAUGGUCGCUUAAUUGAGGCUUACAAGAGAGUUGGUGGUAUGAUUCAUAGUGCCGAUGUAGGUCGGGGGGUAAUUGGUGUCAUGGAUGUGACCAAUUUAAUGGAUGAUCAGAAUGGUCGUGUGUGGGUGCAUAAUAACAAGCAGGGAUUCCAAGACUGUGAAGCAUAUGCAUGUCUUGAGCAGUGGCUUGGGAAAAAAGUAGAUGACUACUGGGACAAUAAUUUUGAUUCACUUGAUUUGGACACGGAUAACUGCGUCUACAAACCAGAUCGUGACUGGGUGCAAUGUGACAAAUGCAGAAAGUGGAGAAUGUUACCUCACGCCUUUGAAAGCCGAGAAUUGCCUGAUAAAUGGUUCUGUUAUAUGGAGCCUUGCAAAGGUCAAUGUGCAGAUCCUGAACAGAAGCAGAAGCCUGGCGUAGUCACUAUUUCCACAAAGCGAUCAGGAUAUGAUCACACGCUGAAGGAUUCUCCCAGUCUCAAGAUUGAAACUGGUACAGAUGCUUCUCGUACAGAUAACAAAUUAGUCAAUUCUGAGGAGGUAAAAUCAGUCUUGAAGCGGUUGAAAAGGGGACUUCCAAAUCCCAAAUCUCCUUCCUUACCCAAACAGAUAAAGAGAUAGCAGCCACACUUGAAAGAAGUUUUUCCUUUUAUUCUCCAAUCUGCACAAAUUCAGGUUUUGCAAAUGUCUUCCACGAUAGGAGUAUAAGGCUCAUUUUUUGAGGAAUGCUUUCAACAUGUGAAUAUCAUGGACUCCAAUUCCUUGUAUUAAAAACAUCACCCAUUUACACGUGUUAAUUUGAGAUUGGAUGGCUAAGAUCAA